UUCCUUCUCUUUCUCCAUUCGACUCUUCUCUUGUUGUUUGCUAGGGUUUCUCUGCCCUUCCGUUGAUCUCCUCUCGCUCUUCUCCCUCGAUCGUAUUUUUGGAUCGAUCUAUCAUUUUCUUUUCUGCUGUUCUUUGAGGUUUCGCCGCGUUGAAUCCAUGGAAAAGGAGCUCCUUGACACUUUCGCGGCCGUCAAAAAGGCGGCCGAUGCUGCCGCUGGCGAUGGUAGCCCCGCUGCGGCCGAUCGCUGUGUCGAUGCGCUUAAUGAGCUUAGAAGGAUUCCUGUUACCAUGAAGGAUCUCGUGAACACGCAGGUUGGCAAACGCCUUCGUGCUCUCAAAAAACAUCCGAAUGCAAGGAUUCAAGCUGUUGCUACUGAUGUAUUGGAGUACUGGAAAACCAAAGUUAUUGAAGAAUCAAGUGAUAAGAAACUUGGUGUUUCAGAUAAUAAGAAUGAUUCAAGAACUGAAGCCAAGCCUGAAAGAUCAGAGCAGAGGAAGGAUGUGAAGACUUCAAAUGCUGCAACCGUGAAAGCUGAUAUGUCUUCAAAAUCAGAAGGUAAGGCAGAAAAGACUACAAAGCCGGGGCCUAUUAAAACCGAGAAGAAUGCCAGGAGCGCAGUUGAACAAGCAAAUGAUGGUGAAAGAACACCGAUUGGUGAGAAACAUGCUUCUGUUGCAAAGAAGCCGUUACCAUCCACUGUUGAACCUCCGAGGCUCACGAAGAUGAUCAAAUGCAAUGACCCUCAGCGUGAUAAGGUUCGGGAUCUUCUGGCCCAGUCGUUUGCAAAAGUUUCUGACGAGACCACCAAGAGCAAUCGGGAGGAAGUGAGAAACAUUCUGGAUGAAGUAGAUGCUUGUGAUCCCAUCCGUGUAGCGGUUACAGUAGAGUCUGUGUUGUUUGAAAAGUUGGGCCACUUCAACGGCGCCCAGAGAGUGAAACUUCGAUCUAUAAUGUUCAAUCUGAGGGAUGAUAAAAACCCUGAUCUGAGAAGAAGAGUUCUCAUCGGCGAUGUUAAACCAGAGAGACUGAUUGAUAUGCCAGCUGAAGAGAUGGCCAGUGAUGAGCGGAAACUCUCGAACAAACAGAUCAAAGAGAAGGCUUUGUUCGAAUGUGAGCGUGCAGGAGCUCCAAAAGCUUCAACUGAUCAGUUUAAAUGCGGUCGCUGCGGGCAGAGGCAGACAACAUACUAUCAAUUACAAACUCGGAGUGCAGAUGAACCCAUGACAACCUUUGUUACCUGUGUGAACUGCAAUAAUCAUUGGAAGUUCUGUUAAUUGCUCUUUUGACAGGGUAGGUAGCAAUCUUCUUUAUUGGGUAUUUUCUUUCUUUUUUUUUCUUGCUCUUUUUGUUAGAAAUUCAGAUUUAUGAACUAGUUUUUGUUGUAAUUCCCUUUGCUCCUUGUGGACAAACAGUUGGAGGAUUUAAUUGGAAGUCAAAUUUAAGAU
Dioscorea cayenensis subsp. rotundata (Guinea yam) is the source of this 1447-nucleotide messenger RNA. RefSeq names its product transcription elongation factor TFIIS. Bases 158 to 1276 code for a protein of 372 amino acids. The transcript has 2 exons. Gene Ontology annotation, molecular function: zinc ion binding; nucleic acid binding. Gene Ontology annotation, cellular component: nucleus. Lineage: Eukaryota; Viridiplantae; Streptophyta; Magnoliopsida; Dioscoreales; Dioscoreaceae. Gene Ontology annotation, biological process: DNA-templated transcription; transcription elongation by RNA polymerase II. The record is from RefSeq and is a predicted model, not a curated record.